AUGCGUGUGUGUGUGUGUGUGUGCAUGGUCCUCUCUCUCUCUCUCUCUCUCUCUCUCUCUCUCUCUCUCUCUCUCUCUCUCUCUCUCUCUCUCUCUCUCUCUCUCUCUCUCUCUCUCUCUCUCUCUCUCUCUCUCAACGAAAUUUGGUGCAGCGGCAGCAUGGCGAGUCGGGCAGCGGGGAAGAAGCGCGCCAAGCGGCAGGCGGCGGCGGAGCGGCAGCGUCAGGGUGAUAUGGUGUCGUUGUUGAGGCAAUUGUCUGAGGAGCAGGGUUUGGAUGUCGAUGACAAUGUGCGCGCGCUGCCGCAGUGGAAGGCACCGCCUUCAGCCGAGUUUCUCGCGCGCGCCGAGCAGCGGGCUAAGCGAGCGCGCCGCGAACACGUGGGGCGUUCUGAAACCGAUGCACUCGACAACGAGGACGACAACGAGGAGCAAACGUCCAAUCUCGUUUCGUUUUUUGAUUUGUUGAGGGAUCUACGCGCCGAAGUCCUCACACCCGAUGGACCUGUGCCAACGGAGCGGCCCGCUGCACUUCGCGCUUGGCUGGAUGAACUCGUUGUUGCGGGCCAAGAGGAUGAGGACUUGCGUGAGCUGGUUCGGCAUUUGCGACCACACCUGCAACGACUGGCUCAAACACUGAGCGCAGCCUCUCGUACCCCCCUGUCACCCAAGGCGGCCCUCUUGGCCAUGGUAGAUCUACGCUGCCUGCUUUUUAAGGCCUACUACGCCUGCAUCCAGCAUGGAGGUAGCCCACUCCGCGCAUGUGCCCUCCUCAGUCGCGAUGACACGGUCAUGCAACCGCCCGACCUCGUCGACCUCUAUCGGGCGGCCCUGCCGAAACCGGCCAAACGCCGCGCCCGACGCCUGGCCGUGUUGGAAGCCGUCAAAGCAGUCUCCCCGCGUGCUUGGCGAGCGUUCCGUCGCACCUGGGGCCUCACCGACACCGCUCAGUGGGUUAAGCCCCGUCAUCCCAAUCAGCUGCUCGCCCUGGCCCGGCUCCAGUUUGACGAGGCCACAAUGCUGGCCGCGGCCUCGGAAUUACUGGCGCUGAACCUCCACUGCGACUCGGAGGCAGCCCGGCGCCAGACCCCGCGCCCGGCGCCACCUUUGCUGCUUGAAUGGGAUCGCAGUGCCCGUGAAUGGCCCACCAUCAUUUACGACAGCCUCAUCCCCAACGAUGCCGCCCUCGAUGCCCUGGCCGGCUGCCCGCAACCCGUCUUGCAACUUGGUGCUGGUACUGGCUACUGGGCAAGUCUUUUGGAGGCGUAUGGCGUCAAGGUCGCAUGCCAUGAUCCAACGCCACCACACGAAGGACCACACAGCAUCCACCUGCGCGCCCCAGAAUUUGUGCAGGUGGCCAACGGCGGCCUGUCCGUGGCCAACUCGCCGGACCAUCCAACCUUGCUUCUAAACGCGGCCGACGCCCGCCCCGGGGGUGCCCUGGGCGGUGAUCUCGCUCUGGGGAGCCUCCAGCGCUUUCGGGGCUCACACGUUGUGUUGAUCGGCGAGUGGCGACCCACCACCGAGCCCGACGCUGCAGCCGACGGCUCAGCCGAUCCCGCCCGCGAUGCACCGGGAGCCGGCCUCUUUGAGGCUGCACUCUGCAAAGAUUUUGUGCUUCAACAGCGCGUGUCCCUACCGGCCAUGCCGUAUCAAGCACCGGCACUCUGGGUAUUUGUGCGAAAAACUGAGCAGGCCACCGGCGCCCUCUCCCUGGACGAACCGACGCUGGCCGGUGCUCGCACCACGCUACCACCUGGUGCGCAGCUAUGGCGGUGCCAAUUCUGUCAUGCCUUUGUUGUCGAUGGCGAUGCGGCCGCGCAAAAGUACCGCGCCGAGCACGAAGGCGUACACAUACUUCGGAGUAUCCGCCUACGCCGCCCCACCACCCUGACCACGGUUGCUCUGCCCCAUUGGGUACCCCUGAGCCGCCCCGUGCUCGCCACUGGUACCAGCGCGGCCAACGCCGUGCCCUGGACCGAUGCAGAUGCAGCCGGCGAUGCUCCGGCCGAAACAUAA
Molecule: messenger RNA, 2016 nt
Organism: Monosiga brevicollis MX1
Lineage: Eukaryota; Choanoflagellata; Craspedida; Salpingoecidae
Exons: 4
Coding region: 1-2016 (671 amino acids)
Source: RefSeq, a predicted model, not a curated record